This is a messenger RNA of Limanda limanda (common dab), 1569 nucleotides long. RefSeq names its product ribosomal RNA processing 9, U3 small nucleolar RNA binding protein (gene rrp9). The coding region runs from base 67 to 1524 and encodes 485 amino acids. Gene Ontology annotation, molecular function: snoRNA binding; protein binding. Gene Ontology annotation, cellular component: small-subunit processome. Lineage: Eukaryota; Metazoa; Chordata; Actinopteri; Pleuronectiformes; Pleuronectidae. The record is from RefSeq and is a predicted model, not a curated record. The transcript has 15 exons.
AUGUGGGUUCAGAGCUGUGUUGACUUGUGGAGGAAACUGGUGUAGUUUGAGGCGCCUCGUUUUAAUAUGUCGUCUUUUUUUAUAAAGUCGAAAGACAAACCCAAGUCAACAAGAAAGGGGAAACUUAUAGCGGCGCCGAAACGAAAAGCUGAUGGAGACCCCGGGGCUAAGAGCAAACUGCGAGACAAGAAAACCAACGCCAGAUACAACGAGGAGAUUUCCAGCGACUCUGAAAAUGAAGGCCCCAUCGGCUCCAGGAAGAGACCCGUGGUCGAGGAGAACGACUAUGGGGAGACUCCACAGGAGAAGAAGCUGAGGUUAGCCAAACUGUACCUGGAGCAGCUGAAGGAAGCAGAUGAGAAUAAAGCAGAAGAAGAAGACUUUGAGACGGAUCUGGUCGCAGGUAGACUCGAGGAAGAAGUGCUUGAACAAAAAGGAAAACUUCAGCGAUUUAUUGCCAAAGAUCUCGUACAACCUGAUGCUUCAGAGAUCCGUUUGUUGAGAGGACACAAACUUCCAGUUACUUGUCUGGUCAUCACCCCCGAUGACAAGUGCAUCUUCUCUGCUGCUAAAGACUGCUCCAUCAUUAAGUGGGAUGUGGAGAGCGGAAAGAAACUGCACACGAUACCCGGUGGAAGGAAGGGUACAGAGGAUCGGCAUGUCGGACACACAGCCCACAUCCUCUGCAUGUCCAUAUCAUCAGAUGGGAAAUACUUGGCGACUGGAGACAUGAACAAACUGAUCAUGAUUUGGGAGGCAGAGACCUGUAAACAUCUUUAUAAAUUCACAGGACACAAAGGCCCUGUGUCGGGUCUGUCUUUCAGGAAGGGAUCUCAUGAUCUGUACAGUGCAUCUCAUGACCGCUCAGUCAAGGUCUGGAACGUGGAUGAGAAUGCAUAUGUGGAGACUCUCUUUGGGCAUCAGGAUAAUAUCACAGGCCUGGACAGUUUGAGCCGCGAGCGCUGUGUGACCACAGGAGGACGGGACCGCACCGUGAGGGUGUGGAAGAUAGCCGAGGAGUCCCAGCUUGUUUUCCAUGGCCACGAGGGUUCAAUCGACUGCAUCCAGCUCAUAAAUGAAGAGCACAUGAUCACAGGAGCUGAUGAUGGCUCUGUGUCUCUUUGGAGUGUCAACAAGAAGAAGCCUCUCAGCACUGUGAAGAAGGCGCACGGUUGCCAUGGUGACGCGGGGCUGCAGCAGCCUCAUUGGGUCUCUUCAGUGGCGGCGCUUCACAACUCGGAUACCGCCGCCUCAGGUGCCUGUGGCUGUUCACACAACUCACAUGUACAGAUCUGGAAGUGUGGCCAGAAUUACCGUGGGCUGGAGCGUCUCUUCACUGUACCGGUGUCUGGUUUUGUCAACAGUCUGAAGUUUUCGAGCUCUGGUCAGUUCUUGGUGGCAGGAGUUGGACAGGAGCACAGGUUGGGACGAUGGUGGAGACUAAAAGAUGCCAAGAAUGGGAUCUAUGUUAUUCCUCUGAAAAGAAAGCCUCCAAAUCCAGAGGAAGCCAAAACAGCUGAAUAGUCCAAUAGUCAUGUGCCUUUUUGUAAAUUAAAAGUUUAAAAACUA